UGCCGCCGCCGCCGCGGGUCCUGCGCCGCGUCCAACCCGCCCCGCCGACCCCGGCACGACCCCGCCGGCCCCGCCCGUCAGGCCCCGGGGAGGGAUGCGGCGGCGCGGCGCCCAGGAUGCCCCGCAGCCCCGGGACGCGCCUCAAACCCGCCAAGUACAUCCCCGUGGCUACUGCCGCCGCGCUGUUGGUCGGCUCCAGCACCCUGUUCUUCGUGUUCACGUGCCCGUGGUUGACACGUGCUGUGUCCCCAGCCGUGCCCGUCUACAAUGGCAUCAUCUUCCUCUUCGUCCUGGCCAACUUCAGCAUGGCCACCUUCAUGGACCCUGGCGUCUUCCCCCGAGCGGAUGAGGACGAGGACAAGGACGACGACUUCCGGGCCCCGCUGUACAAGAACGUGGAUGUGCGGGGCAUCCAGGUCCGCAUGAAGUGGUGUGCCACCUGCCACUUCUACCGCCCACCGCGCUGCUCCCACUGCAGCGUCUGCGACAACUGCGUCGAGGACUUUGACCACCACUGCCCCUGGGUCAACAACUGCAUCGGGCGCCGCAACUACCGCUACUUCUUCCUGUUCCUGCUGUCACUCAGCGCCCACAUGGUGGGCGUCGUCGCCUUCGGCCUGGUCUACGUGCUGAACCACGCCGAGGGGCUGGGAGCUGCCCACACCACCAUCACCAUGGCCGUCAUGUGCGUGGCCGGCCUCUUCUUCAUCCCUGUCAUCGGCCUCACGGGCUUCCACGUGGUGCUGGUCACGCGGGGGCGCACUACCAACGAGCAGGUGACGGGGAAGUUUCGUGGGGGCGUGAAUCCUUUCACCCGAGGCUGCUAUGGGAACGUGGAGCACGUGCUGUGCAGCCCCCUGGCUCCCCGGUAUGUGGUGGAGCCGCCCCGGCUGCCGCUUGCCGCUCGCCUGAAGCCACCCUUCCUUCGGCCCGAACUCCUGGAUCGAGCUCCCCCGCUCAAGGUCAAGCUUAGUGACAAUGGGCUGAAGGCUGGCCUGGGCCGAAGCAAGUCCAAGGGCAGCCUGGACCGGCUGGAUGAGAAGCCACUGGACCUGGGGCCGCCACUGCCCCCCAAGUCGGAGGCCGGCACGUUUGGCGGUGACCGGCAGACCCCACGCCCAGGCAGUGCUGAGAGCGCCCUGUCGGCACAGAGGACCAGCCCCCCGACGCCCGCCAUGUACAAGUUCCGGCCUGCCUUUCCCACGGGUCCCAAAGCGCCUUUCUGUGGACCAGGCGAGCAGGUCUCAGGCCCUGACUCCCUGACUCUGGGGGAGGACAGCAUCCACAGCCUGGACUUCACGUCGGAGCCCAGCCUGGACCUCCCCGACUACACCCCUGGGGGUCUGCACACCACCUACUCGCCAUCCCCGCCGCUCAGCGCCGCUGACACCUUCUCCGGGGCCCUGCGAUCCCUGAGCCUCAAGGCGGCAGGCCGGCGGGGCGGGGACCACAUGGCCCUCCAGCCCCUGCGCUCUGAGGGUGGGCCCCCAACGCCCCACCGCAGCAUCUUCGCCCCCCACGCGCUGCCCAACCGCAACGGCAGCCUGUCCUAUGACAGCCUGCUCAACCCCGCCUCGCCCGGUGGCCACGCGUGCCCCGCCCACCCCUCAGCCGGCGUGGCCGGCUACCGCUCGCCCUACCUGCACCCUGGGGCUGCGGGUGACCCCCCGCGGCCCCCACCCCGCAGCUUCAGCCCCGUGCUGGGCCCCCGGCCCAGGGAGCCCUCGCCUGUGCGUUACGACAACCUGUCCAGGACCAUCAUGGCCUCCAUCCAGGAGCGCAAGGAUAGGGAGGAGCGGGAGCGGCUGCUGCGCUCUCAGGCCGACUCGCUCUUCGGCGACUCGGGCGUCUACGACGCCCCCAGCUCCUACAGCCUGCAGCAGGCCAGCGUGCUGUCCGAGGGCGCCCGAGGCCCCGUGCUGCGCUACGGCUCCAGAGACGACCUGGUGGCCGGACCCGGCUUCGGAGGCGCCCGCAACCCCGCCCUGCAGACGUCGAUGUCCUCGUUGUCGAGCGCAGUGAGCCGGGCGCCGAGGACCUCCUCCUCCUCCCUGCAGGCAGACCUGGUCAACAACAACGCCCCCGGACCCCGGCCGGGGAGUGGCUCCCACCGGUCUCCCCUGCGCCAGGGCCCCCCCUCCCCGCCCAGCACUCCCCGCUCGCCCGCCUACAUGGGCCCCAAAGCCGUUGCCUUCAUCCACUCGGACCUCCCGGAACCACCGCCCUCGCUGGCCGUGCAGAGGGGGCGGAUCGGCACUUAUAGCCAUGGAUGGGGGCGUCGUGGCCUGUCCAGGGUGCCCCCCGGCCUGCACCUGUGCCACCUUGGCCUCCCUGAGGACCGCCCACUGCUGCAGGUCCCCUGGAGCCCAGCUGCUGGGGUGCUCCCCCGAGGAGCUGUGUGCCGCCUGCACAUGGCUGCCUCCAGCCUUUUCCCCGGCCUCUCGGGGCCCGAGCGGGACGCCAAGUAGGCAUCUGUGGGCUGGUUGGGAGGCCAGGCGGCCACGGACCCCGGGGGUGUGGGCUGAAGGGCCAAACCUUGACUGACUCCCCGCCCACCGGGGUCCGUGACCAUGUGCCCGCCCACCUCAGGAAGUUCCCAUCUGCUGCAGGGGGUC
Molecule: messenger RNA, 2615 nt
Organism: Eptesicus fuscus (big brown bat)
Lineage: Eukaryota; Metazoa; Chordata; Mammalia; Chiroptera; Vespertilionidae
Gene: ZDHHC8
Product: zinc finger DHHC-type palmitoyltransferase 8
Exons: 11
Coding region: 117-2468 (783 amino acids)
Biological process (GO): protein palmitoylation
Molecular function (GO): palmitoyltransferase activity
Source: RefSeq, a predicted model, not a curated record